Lepisosteus oculatus (spotted gar) is the source of this 7424-nucleotide messenger RNA. RefSeq names its product potassium voltage-gated channel, subfamily G, member 3 (gene kcng3). Gene Ontology annotation, biological process: protein homooligomerization; potassium ion transmembrane transport. The record is from RefSeq and is a predicted model, not a curated record. Lineage: Eukaryota; Metazoa; Chordata; Actinopteri; Semionotiformes; Lepisosteidae. Gene Ontology annotation, cellular component: voltage-gated potassium channel complex; membrane. Gene Ontology annotation, molecular function: delayed rectifier potassium channel activity.
GUGUGUAUGUGUAUGUGGGGGGGCGUGUCCAUCUAUGACAUCACUCCUCGGAACUGCUGGCUAUAGCUGAGCAGGAGCGAGCGAGAGGAACCACAACCCAGCCUUCCAGCAAGGAGUAACGCGAAAGCGCUCUGUUGAACUGACUUUACGAUUUCAAAUUAGCAAGCUAAGUGUCUAUAGUAGGAGGCGGAAGAACAUGAAAUACUUUUUCCUGACCACCCUGACAGCUGAGCCUUGCCUGAAAACUUACAUGGUGACCUGAAACUGGAACUUGGGAGACGGGGAAAAGUAUGACGGUAAAGGUGUACGUUUCCACGGGAAAGAGUCCCCCCUCUUUUCACUCUCCGUAGAACUGGAGGGGGUCCUUCGCAGCUCAUUGCAUCGCUUUGCACUCUCUGCUCUAAAAUGAAGUUUGGUAAAAGCAUUUGCAUUUUGAAUGUGGGUGGCACCAAGUACGCGUUCCCCAGGGAUGUAAUAAAGGAUUUCCCUCUGAGGAGAGUAAGUCGGCUGCACAGCUGCGUCUCGGAGAAAGAAGUGCUGGAAGUUUGCGAUGACUACGACCGGGAAAGGAACGAGUUUUUCUUUGACAGGCACUCCGAAGCUUUCGGCUUCAUCAUGCUCUAUGUCAAGUACGGGAAGCUCAGGUUCGUCCCGCAGAUGUGCGAGCUGUCCUUCUAUAACGAAAUGAUUUACUGGGGCCUGGAGAGCUCCCACCUGGAGUUCUGCUGCCAGAGGCGCCUGGAUGAGAGGAUGUCGGACACCUACACUUACUUCUCCGAAGAGGACACCAAAACGGAGGACGAACUCAGGGCCGAGGAGGAGCUGGAAAACCCGGCGGCCACUGGCAGAGGGAGCGCCAAGUGGCUAGAGAGAAUGAGAAGGACCUUUGAGGAGCCUACUUCGUCCGUGGCCGCACAGAUCCUGGCUUCUGUGUCCGUUAUAUUUGUCAUUGUGUCCAUGGUGAUACUUUGCGCCAGCACUCUGCCGGACUGGAAAACCGCAGAGAACAACAGCGUGGAGGAGCACAGGUACACAGACAAUUUAAUGGAUCCAUCAGGGAUCAUUGAGGCGGUGUGCAUCGGGUGGUUCACAGCAGAAUGCAUUGUGCGCUUCAUCGUGUCAAAGGACAAGUGUGAGUUUGUGCGGCGGCCCCUCAACAUCAUCGACCUCCUGGCCAUCACACCUUACUACAUCUCCGUGCUGAUGACCGUGCUGACGGGCGAGAACUCCCAGCUGCAGCGUGCCGGUGUCACGCUGCGGGUGCUGCGCAUGAUGAGGAUCUUCUGGGUCAUCAAGCUGGCCCGCCACUUCCUGGGGCUGCAGACCCUGGGCUUGACGCUGAAGCGCUGCUACCGGGAGAUGGUGAUGCUGCUGGUAUUCAUCUGUGUGGCCAUGGCCAUCUUCGGAGCCCUGUCUCAGCUGCUGGAGCACGGCCUGGACCUGGAGAUGGGCAAUGAGGACUACGCCAGCAUCCCCGCUGCCUGCUGGUGGGUUAUUAUCUCCAUGACCACCGUUGGCUAUGGAGACAUGUACCCCAUCACCAUGCCUGGGAGGGUGCUAGGAGGCGUCUGUGUGGUCAGCGGAAUUGUGCUCCUGGCACUGCCCAUCACCUUCAUCUACCACAGCUUCGUCCAGUGCUAUCAUGAACUCAAGUUCCGCUCUGCCCGCUGUAGUCGGAGCCUGUCCGCCGAAUUCUUAAACUGACCAACUACACCACCGCCCUCCUUCUGCCUACGUUCUAGCCCUCGUUUACCCAUUGAGUCAUUGAGUCAUUCUCCUGUUUUCGUUUGUCGUUCAGCAGCAUCAAGGACAGACAUAUUCCAGAUGCAGACGCAACUUUGCCUUUAGUUUCUAAAGCUUUUUGAGCUGUUUCCUCCAGUCUUUCUUCCUGGGGGCUGAGAAUAAGACCUGAGGACAUGCCAUCAGUGGUCAAUCGAAUUCUCUUGAGUUUAGGCUUUGUUGUAGGAAAUCCACAAAAUGUCAGCACUCAGAAUGGAAGAAUACAAUGUACAAAAACAGAAUGGAAGAUAUUGAGUGGGCAACCAGAGAAACACAGUUCACUUUUUUUGGCCUUAAAUUUGACUGUGUGGUAGCAAGCCACAGUGAUGGAAAUGAUCAUUUCAGCAAUAGUGCUGGAAUUGGUAGAAAGUAAGGAUCAGACAUGAACCAUUUUGAAGACUGUUCCUUGAUUUAGUUCCUAAAUUUCUUGAUUUAAAUAUAACAAACUUUGGGGGUUUCAGAUGUGAUGUUCACAAUGCCCUGACAUGCUUAAUAAUCUGAAUAAGGCUACAAAGACCACAGAUUUUAAAUCUCCUGUCCUUUUUCUGUUUUAACAAGGUAUGCACUAAAGAGUCCUGGAACUGCCUGGUAUCAGCUGCAUGCAAUAGGGAGAAGAUGAUUGGGCUAUUUUGUGUCCACUGAUAAAGGUUUUUACUUCAAAGUACAUCUUGUACAAAUCUUUGUGAAGAGAAAAAAAAUACUAAGUGUCAGACUUAUGGAAGAGCAACCUCUGAAAGUGAGAGCAAUCAGAGAUAUCUAAUUUUUAACAUAAUGUCUAAACCAAUUUUUCUUUUCUCAGAGGAAGGUGCUAGUGACACUUUGGAGCAAAGAUCUUUACCUAUCUUAGCAUGCCUGAAAAUUUGACGUGCCACACAAUCUACUCUCUCUUGCAGUGCCAGCUGUAGUGAUUCAUUGAUCUGCCUGCUUUGCCUGGUAUCUAUUUUUUUAUUUAAUAGCCUGGAUUGAUUAAGCAAUUCCCUCUACAUUUUGUCUGUCAACACAAUGGAACACGCUUCAGCGUUCCACUGCUAAUGAGAUAUCACAAUCUUCUGUCAACAAAAAAAUAAUGUGAUCACUGAUGUUCUUCAAGCCCACAACGUAAAACCUGUAUACAAUGUAAACUGGAAGGUUCCACACAGCAACAGUAAGCCACAGGGAAAACGAUGGCAUGACUGACACCUUGCAACCAAAGGGGCAAUAUUGAGAUUCACAAUAGAUUCACAAUAAAUGGCCCUUUUGGCUUUUUCCUCAAGGGCUGUGUUUUCUGAGGUCUGCAUACCAAAGUGAAAUACAAACAUGUCCUUCAGGAAGAAAAUACAAGAUUAAGGAUACAGGUUCAUUUUCUUCACAGAGAGAUGUGAUUUUUUUUUUGGUAUGACGAUUUUGAAACACAAUCCGCAAGGUACCGGCUAUACCACCCUAUUUCCCUGCGUCUUACUGCCACUGCCAUGGUCACAAGACACACUCACUUCUCGUCUUUGAGUCCUUCAAACUGGUUGCUUUUGAAGGAAAAAAAAACCAUUACAGGUAUGCAGCAGGAACAAGAUCUGAACAUUGUAAAACAUGUUGUCAUUAUUCUUGAAGAGUCCCUGUACCAUAGUGUGCGCGGGCAGGGGGCGGUUGAGCAGGGACUUUAGUGAUGAAGGUUACAUCAUUGACACAUCAAGACUGAUGAUAUGGUUAGGGGUCUGUUAUCUCAUCCUUUUUAUUGGCUGUUACCUGCAAGAGUACAAAGUCAUUCUUACAUUUGGAAGACUACAUAAGUGCUGGCGUAAGUUUCCAUAUCAGGGAGUGGUUGAAUUCACACUAGGGUCUCAUUACAUGAUUUAGCUGAUCCGGUUGGUAGGGAUUCUUCAUUUCUCCACUACUUAAUAUGUCAGGUUAAGUCAGUGCCAUAUUAAAUACAAUGGAGAGUGAGGUUAAAAAUAUUCAGAGGAAUGUGGCUAUAAAGUAUACCCCUGUUGUAACCUCUUACAGAUGCUGUAUUAUUUAUUUUAUUAAUUUUAUUUUAGAAGAUAUGCUGACUUUCAAUAAAGGUUUUCAUUAAUCUUAAAUUACAAGAAAUAUACAUUUGUAGUGGGUUUGCUUCAAAUAAAUAUAUAUAUUUUAAAAUAUUAAUGCUAUAUAAGAUUUAUAAUUAUAAUAAUAGACUUUCACCACCCAGUGUUUUAAUAAACCUUUCUGUUGGUAAAGUGAAAUGAAACAAUACUCUGGUGCACUCUUGUAAAAAAAAAAAGCAUCUACCUUUUCCAGGACUGAACUCUGAUUGCUUUUUCACCAACAGUCUUCUAUGGAUUUUGUAGUAUACAGUAUAUGUAAAUUCAGGAAAUUAAAACUACCUAAGAAAAUUAAAUUUGUGCAAACUAUGAGAAAAAUAAAUCAGCUUGUUCGUUUUGGUUUGCUUAGGUUUUGAAUUGUGUUAGAUAUUGAACAAUGUUUUUGUAAACAGGCUCAUCAGAGGUUCACUUACAUUUUGUGUCUAGGCUUAAGCUUAAACAGCAUCAAGGAAUGUACUGUGCUAUGGUCCAUGCAGAGUUCCUGGAGAUUCUGUUGAAGACUUUUAGUGGCUUGGCUAUGUCACAAUUAUUUAGCACUUUUAGCACUGUGUUCAACUCCAUGCUCGAUUUUAUAUUAAUGUAGCAACAAUAUUUUUCUCUCUAACAAUACAGGAUCAGGGCAUAAUGUCUCUUUGUUUACUGAUGUGACCUGAUUUCACUUAAGUAGGGCUAGUAAUCCAGUAGAAUAACAGCACUCGGCGCCUACAAUAUCAUAAGAGUACGGAGUCCUUCCUGUGCCUGCGUGCCUGCCACAGAGGAGCUUGGCAACAGGGAGAUUGGCCGAGCUCUGAUGAUACUGUGGGGGUGAGCUGCUGUUAGUCUAUAUUAAUCUGAAGCACAGCUGCUCUUAAGAAAUCUGGUUGUGCUUUACACAGCUAAUAGUGUAAUUUACUGUGUCCUUGUUAGAGUUAGAUAUUCCCCAUAUCCACAGUUAGUGUAAAACAAAAGCAAAGAUUCUUGCAAGACUUUCAAAGACAUUUAAAUUCAAUUAAAACAUCCAUAAAUCCACCAACUGCAAAUUCCAGACCCAAUACUUUAGUUUGCUGUGAUUUCUGUGAACUUGCAUCUAUGCAUCACAAAGCUGCCAUUAGGUACUGGGUUUUAAUUUUACAAUUAGAGGUGAGUCACAUUAUUGAUUUAAUCUGGUUAUUAGGAAAUAGAAACAGUGGCCAUUUCAACCAUUGCUCAAAUUAUCAUACAAUGCCAAAUGGAUUUUUAUAAACAUCCUUGGACAAAAAUAUCUUAUAUUCACACAAUGAAGGCCAUGCACUCAGCCUGCCUGAACAUUAAUCAACAUUUUCCAUGUUUAAUGGCUGCCAGCAUUCAUUAUGUGUGAUGAUAAUGCGCUUGGAGAAUCUUUGCAGGUCUAAUCACAGCUAAGGUGUGGGAGCAUACACACUGUGGAGAUCAACACCUACUGUGUCAGCCAGGUCUGACUCCAAGCAAAAAGACAUGCUCACAACACAUCAGUAUGCCACACACUGCGCAUUAUAAUUGUACUGCUUUAACAACUCAUCAGAGAUGGUAAGAGGAAGCUGCAGAAUGAGUGUACCACAUACAAUAAAAAACAGAUGACAGCUAAAUUAUAAAAACCUCUUUAUCUUGCAGCAGCAUCUUAAUGGUUUACAUUUUCCUCUUGAUUCGAUCCCUGAAUAAUGUAGAAAUGAAACAGAGAGGGACAUUUUCAAUGGCUCUUAUUUAAAAUAUAUUUUAAAACAGAAUACAUUUACUACCCCCCAAAAAACAUAGGGCUUUAACACAGGCUAAUACUUAAAUGGCGAUGUAAGCCGUCGGGGUUACACACUUGCACUUCAUUGAUGAAGCAUCCAGAAGUUAUGUUGAAUAAAACAGUGUUACCAUCUGGCUCGAUGACCUGAAUCAUAAUCCAAAGGUGAUAUCAUGAUGUUCAAUGGAAAGUUACAAAUAUUUUCUUUGUGAGUCAGAAAAAUCUAAAAAGAAAACGAUGAAUUGUAUAAGUAAGUCAAAAUAGUGUAACAAUGCAGUAGGUCUGGGUUGUUUGAACAAUCACGUAAUCCGAACAGGCUUGCUCGUAAUUAAAUGCUCAUGCACACUGCCCCCUGUGGAGUGUUUGUGGAAUCAUUUAACAUUUAAUCUAUCAAUUGACUAAAUAAAAAGCAUUUAGUAAUCAAUCAUUAGGUUUUGUAAUUAAAUCCAGCAAGACCUAAUUCUAUUCCAAACAGAGUUUAAAUCACACUGCACUGGGAAUGCUAUUGACCAGAAGAAAGCAGGUUAUUGUUCUUAUUAGCCUAACUAUAAAAAAUGCCUAUACCAUCAAUUUUUAACAUGUAUCUAUUUUCAUUUAGAAUAAGUGAUUAAAAGCAAGUCCAAUAUGGUCCAAAUGGUGAAAUAAACAUGAAUAAUGAGAUUUUCUUGCAGCAUUCCUGAAAAUAUUUUAUUUUUUUAGCACCUGAAUAUCUAGAAAUGUCAUCUGAUUAGAUUUAUUAUUUUAUUGUCCAAUCCUAGCCCUUUUUUCUGUUUUAUUAUGAAAUGCAUCUUGUUUCACUUGGGUCUAAAACUCACAAAUCUUCUCCUGCUGCCUUUGCUUUCAUAUCUAAGGUGUUGCUGUGCUUAUGUUAUCUGAAGCAGAAUACUAUACUGCAGAAUAUCCAUAUUGGUCCAAUGUUAUUAAAGACCUUCCUAUUCUGAAAAAAAACACAACCAGGAAGAUACAGGAUGCACAUUCCACCUUUAAUACGUGGGGAAAAUCGUAUAAUCCUCCAUGUCCUUUAAAGCUGUGUCCUUUCAAAUAGACUUUCGGAUGACUCUCCUUUAUGUGGAUUAAUUUUGAAAAGGCCUGGAACUGUGGACAGGAGACUACUUUUUAUAAGCCAAAAGGUUGUUGUAAAUUUAUAAGGAAGCUGCAAAGGCAGAUUUAUCCUGGACAUCCCAAUCUUUUAUACAAACCACACCAUAUUAAAGAAACAUUUAGACAUGUAUUGAACACAAUUCUGCAUCAUCAAAUUUAUGGAAGGUAAUUUUGAGAUUAACCAUUCAGGUUACAAGCUACUUCAGUUUCAUAUGAACAAUAUGGCUAACACAAUAUGCAGAACAAAUGGCAUUUUGGUGUGAUGUCCUUGAUAAAACAAGGCCCUUUCUUUGUUUCAGUAUUCUGGUAGCUGAUGGGAAUUUAAAUUAUGUUUGUUGUAUAGAAAUAGAAUUUUGUACAUUAUGUACUUUUUUUCUGAUAAAAUGUGUACAGUAAAAAGCACUGGUAAUAGAAUCACAAGCUGUGUUUGUGGCAGAACGCUGCUGAGAAAUGAUGAAUUUCUGUGCUUUUCCUUUUGAAAUAUGAAAUCCUGUAGAAAAUUGAUAUUCCAAGACAGCUUUUUGGUUUUUCUAGUAAAUAAUCUGCUUCAAUAGAAAUCUUAUUUUCAAUAUGGGGAUCAAAUUUCUGUUGUGUAAAAUGUGACUGCAAUUUCCGCAGAACCCUUUUGUUCAUUAGCAGAUAAGAAAGUUUCUAGUUUUUAAUUUUAUAUAACAUCUAUUUUAUAUAUUGCUUAGGUUUCCAGAUAGAAUGGCUAUAUGGCUCAAAAUAUUUGAAUAUAAAUAAAACAAAAUGCUUCUCAA